Messenger RNA from Cuscuta epithymum, 1731 nucleotides. Lineage: Eukaryota; Viridiplantae; Streptophyta; Magnoliopsida; Solanales; Convolvulaceae. The record is from the annotation of a GenBank genome assembly.
AAGGGAAUGCGAUUGGGGAAGUACGAAUUGGGAAGGACUCUCGGCGAAGGAAAUUUCGGCAAAGUCAAGUUCGCUCGACACCUCGAUUCCGGCCAGCCAUUCGCCGUGAAAAUCCUCGAGAAGAGCCGCAUCACUGAUCUACAGAUCAACGAUCAGAUAAAGAGAGAGAUCGGGACCUUAAAACUCCUUAAACAUCCAAACGUGGUCCGACUUCAUGAGGUCUUGGCGAGCAAAACUAAGAUAUACAUGGUGUUAGAGUACGUGAAUGGGGGAGAAUUGUUUGACAGAAUAGUAUCCAAAGGCAAACACUCUGAGGUUGAAGGUAGGAAGCUCUUCCAGCAGUUGGUUGAUGGUGUCAGCUACUGUCACAGCAAAGGCGUUUUCCACAGAGAUCUCAAGCUAGAAAACGUGCUGGUUGAUGGAAAUGGAACACUUAAGAUUACGGACUUCGGGCUCAGUGCAUUACCUCAACAUUUUAGGGAUGACGGGUUGCUACACACAACAUGUGGAAGUCCCAACUACGUUGCACCCGAAAUUCUUUCAAACAGAGGAUAUGAUGGUGCCACCUCAGAUACCUGGUCAAUUGGUGUCAUCUUGUAUGUGAUUCUUACAGGAUAUUUACCCUUUGAUGAUAGAAAUCUAGCAGUGCUUUAUCAAAAGAUAUUCAAGGGUGAUGCACAUAUACCGAAGUCGUUAUCAUCAGAGGCACACGACCUCAUAAAGAGAAUACUUGAUCCCAACCCGAGGACUCGUAUAACCAUUACAGAGAUCAAAGAGCACAAGUGGUUUAAACCAGGCUAUUGUUCUGCAAAUCCUGAAGAUGAAGAGGAAGAAGAAGAUAGUGCAGACAUUGAUAAUGAAAUCUUAAUGUUAAAUGAAUCACCGCGUAAUGGGGAAAGAGAUCCCGAGUCACCGCCAACACUUAUCAAUGCUUUUGAGCUGAUAGGAAUGUCAUCUUGCUUAGACCUAUCAGGCUUUUUUGAGAAAGAGGAUGUCUCUGAGAGGAAGAUCAGAUUUACAUCUAAUCUAGCUCCAAAAGAGUUGCUCAAGAGUAUUGAAAAUAUAGUAACGAGUAUGGGAUACGAAGUCCAAAGAAAACAUGGAAAGCUGAAAGUGAUCCAAAAACACAAAGUUGGAAAGAGCUCCGAAAGUCUUUUAGUAGCUGCAGAAGUCUUUGAAAUCAGCCCUUCCUGGUAUGGGGUAGAGUUACUCAAAUCGCAUGGGGACUCUGUUAUGUAUAGACAGUUGUGUAGAAAGUUAUCAAAUGAUUUGGGCGUCUGCCGUAGUGAAGAAGAGCUCCUCCUAACGGCUCAGCUCUCUAGAGUUUAGAUCUCAGCGUGAAGAUAAUGAGAUAUCUAUACUCUACAAUGGCAACUGCUGUAUCUUUCAUCCAUCUUUGUUUCUAUGGCUUUAUAAAUAAGAAGUGUAUAAUAGGAGUAGACAACUGGAAUGCAGCAAUCAUUCCAUUUUUAGAAUUUUAUUUAUUAGUUUAUUUGAUCAAGUUGUGUCUUGGUCAUUUUUACUAUUGGUGUCCAUUUGCACUUCAAACCGUGUUGUCCCAUAUUAGUAUCAUCUCUACCUCUGUGGCUCUAUUUAAAAAUAAAGAAGCCACAUUUGAAUCUGGGGCAUGUCUUUUAUGGUUUUGGCAAGUUACAAAUGGUCGUAAAAUGUUAUACAUAGUUGUUGAUUAUUAGAAAGAUAAGAGAGAAUAAUAUUUGAGAAAUGGUAAAC